Procambarus clarkii (red swamp crayfish) is the source of this 1521-nucleotide messenger RNA. Lineage: Eukaryota; Metazoa; Arthropoda; Malacostraca; Decapoda; Cambaridae. The record is from RefSeq and is a predicted model, not a curated record.
AUGUUCCAGGAAAUAAAAUAUGUAAAGGAGGAGGUGCGGCAGGAGCUGGUGCAGCAGGAGCUGGUGCAGCAGGAGCUGGUGCGGCAGGAGCUGGUGCAGCAGGAGCUGGUGCAGCAGGCGCUGGUGCGGCAGGAGCUGGUGCAGCAGGAGCUGGUGCAGCAGGAGCUGGUGCAGCAGGCGCUGGUGCGGCAGGAGCUGGUGCAGCAGGAGCUGGUGCAGCAGGAGCUGGUGCAGCAGGAGCUGGUGCGGCAGGAGCUGGUGCGGCAGGCGCUGGUGCAGCAGGAGCUGGUGCAGCAGGCGCUGGUGCAGCAGGAGCUGGUGCAGCAGGAGCUGGUGCAGCAGGCGCUGGUGCGGCAGGAGCUGGUGCGGCAGGAGCUGGUGCAGCAGGAGCUGGUGCAGCAGGCGCUGGUGCAGCAGGAGCUGGUGCAGCAGGAGCUGGUGCAGCAGGAGCUGGUGCAGCAGGCGGUGGUGCGGCAGGAGCUGGUGCAGCAGGCGCUGGUGCAGCAGGAGCUGGUGCAGCAGGAGCUGGUGCAGCAGGCGCUGGUGCGGCAGGAGCUGGUGCAGCAGGCGCUGGUGCAGCAGGAGCUGGUGCAGCAGGCGCUGGUGCGGCAGGAGCUGGUGCAGCAGGCGCUGGUGCAGCAGGAGCUGGUGCAGCAGGAGCUGGUGCAGCAGGAGCUGGUGCAGCAGGAGCUGGUGCAGCAGGCGCUGGUGCGGCAGGAGCUGGUGCAGCAGGCGCUGGUGCGGCAGGAGCUGGUGCAGCAGGAGCUGGUGCAGCAGGAGCUGGUGCAGCAGGAGCUGGUGCGGCAGGAGCUGGUGCAGCAGGCGCUGGUGCAGCAGCAAGAGGUGGUGCAGCAGGCGCUGGUGCAGCAGCAGGAGGUGCAGCAGGAGGUGGUGCAGCAGGAGGUGGUGCAACAGGAGGUGGUGCAGCCGGAGGUGGUGCAGCCGGAGGUGGUGCAGCAGGAGGUGGUGCAGCAGGAGGUGGUGCAGCAGGAGGUGGUGCAGCAGGAGGUGGUGCAGCAGCAGCUGGAGCUGGUGCAGCAGGAGCUGGUGCAGCAGGAGCUGGUGCAGCAGCAGGAGCUGGUGCAGCAGCAGGAGCUGGUGCAGCAGCAGGAGCUGGUGCAGCAGCAGGAGCUGGUGCAGCAGCAGGAGCUGGUGCAGCAGCAGGAGCUGGUGCAGCAGCAGGAGCUGGUGCAGCAGCAGGAGCUGGUGCAGCAGCAGGAGCUGGUGCAGCAGCAGGAGCUGGUGCAGCAGCAGGAGCUGGUGCAGCAGCAGGAGCUGGUGCAGCAGCAGGAGCUGGUGCAGCAGCAGGAGCUGGUGCAGGAGCUGGUGCAGCAGCAGGAGCUGGUGCAGCAGCAGGAGCUGGUGCAGCAGCAGGAGCUGGUGCAGCAGCAGGAGCUGGUGCAGCAGCAGGAGCUGGUGCAGCAGCAGGAGCUGGUGCAGCAGCAGGAGCUGGUGCAGCAGCAGGAGCUGGUGCAGCAGCAGGAGCUGGUGCAGCAGCAGGAGGAGGAGGGAGGCGGAUGA